UUCAACUUAUUUCUCAUACAUAUUAGGUUCAUCGACUACAACUAUGUUCUUGGCCUAGACUAUAGUGCAGCAACUGAUUGCUAGAAAUGGGGGGACUUCAGGUGAGUAUUGUGAUGACUCCCUUUGUACAACUGUGGGGGAGACCAUGGAAUUUGCUAGACAUACUCACAGCAGCUACAGUUUUAGCCCUCCACAGCCUCUGUUUGUUUGCUCCGUUUCAUUUCACCUGGGCUGCAUUUUGGGUGGCCACCGCACUCAUUUUUGUCACCGGUUUGGGAGUCACUCUGGGUUUCCAUAGACUCCUUGCGCACAAGAGUUUGCGGCUUCCCAAAUGGGUCGAGUACUUGUUUGUCUAUUUCGGGGUUCUCGCACUUCAGGGAAGUCCGAUAGAAUGGGUGAGUACACACCGAUACCAUCACCAGUUUACAGACACAGAGAGAGACCCUCACAGCCCCUUGAAGGGUUUCUGGUUUAGUCACAUGGGUUGGAUCCUUGAUAGCACUUCUCGGUUUCGAAAAUAUGGAGGACUGAAGAACGUUGAGGAUAUGAAAAAGCAGUGGUUCUACAGAUUUCUUCAUCGUACAUUCCUUGUACACAUAUUUGUUUUUGGAGCUUUGCUCUAUGCCCUAGGUGGACUACCCUUCUUUAUCUGGGGAAUGGGAGUGAGGAUGGUAUAUGUUUUCCACACCACUUUGCUAGUAAACUCGGCCGGACACAUCUGGGGAAAACAAGUAUGGAACACCGGCGACCUGUCAAAAAACAAUUGGUUGUUGGGAUGGAUUGCACUUGGAGAAGGGUGGCACAACAACCAUCAUGCAUUUGAAUACUCAGCUCGACAAGGUCUGGAAUGGUGGCAAGUCGACUUGACUUGGUAUGUAAUCAGAGCUCUUCAAGCAAUUGGGUUGGCAACUGACGUCAAAGUUCCCACUGAAUCUCAGAUGGGUCGCAAAGCCCUCAAGAAAUAUUGAACUGAAUACCAAUAGUUACAUUAAUUAAUUGCACGCUAUAAUUUCCAAGCUAUUAUAUGUACGCAUGUACGUGGUAGAAGCCUCUGUUAUUUAGUAGUGUAUGGUCAUGAACUAUAUACGAAAACGAGUGUUCAAGCCCUUUCUUUCUAAGAAAGUUGUCUCCAUCGAUCUC
Messenger RNA from Rosa chinensis, 1140 nucleotides. Its product is annotated as palmitoyl-monogalactosyldiacylglycerol delta-7 desaturase, chloroplastic. Gene Ontology annotation, cellular component: endoplasmic reticulum membrane. Gene Ontology annotation, biological process: lipid metabolic process. Gene Ontology annotation, molecular function: oxidoreductase activity, acting on paired donors, with oxidation of a pair of donors resulting in the reduction of molecular oxygen to two molecules of water. Bases 87 to 968 code for a protein of 293 amino acids. The transcript has 5 exons. The record is from RefSeq and is a predicted model, not a curated record. Lineage: Eukaryota; Viridiplantae; Streptophyta; Magnoliopsida; Rosales; Rosaceae.